Molecule: messenger RNA, 1064 nt
Organism: Phragmites australis (common reed)
Lineage: Eukaryota; Viridiplantae; Streptophyta; Magnoliopsida; Poales; Poaceae
Exons: 3
Coding region: 1-801 (266 amino acids)
Source: RefSeq, a predicted model, not a curated record
AUGGCGACGUUCGGGAAGCACAGCAGCCAAGGGCUCUUGCUGCUUUCCUUGGUUCUUCUUGCAUUCUCCGUCAGUCCUGAACGCGCCACCGUUGUCUUUCCGCAUGGCAUGUCUGGUGGCCGGCUUCGUUUGCAUGCGGGCAGUGCUGCUAUAAAUGGCAGCAUGCGCUGCAUUCUCUCCAAACGCAGCAGCUGCGAGCGCGACGGCGAGCAGAGCAGCAGGUUAGCGCGAGCGCGAGUAGUCGAACACGAAGAGCUACGGUGCAGCAAGACAACCUUCCUUAGUAGUAAGUACGUAGAUGAUAUGAUCAAGGACAUAAAUAAAUCUCUGCAAAUAAUGUCAAAGGCCCAACCAAAGAGAGGGUUGAUCCAGAACCCCAGUUGGGGGUUCCAAUUGGGCAAAAGCCCAGGAACAUGGGAUGAUUUGAGUGCGGCCAAUGGAGGAAGUAGCCAGAACUACCUUUCUUCCAUGUUCAACACUGCCAAGCGAAAGGCAUCUGGUCUCAGAUGGCCACAGCCCGAUUUUACAACAAAAGAUGACAGUAGUGAGAAUUCAGCAUCAUCUGCCGCGCCAGAAUCAUCACAAGCUGGUGGACAAGGUGCAUCUAUGCCAGAUACAGAAAGGGAUGAACUCCCCAUUUCAAGCCAGUUGUCAGAUGGUAGAACUGCUACAAACCAGAGGUUGCCUGCUACUGAUAUCUCCAAAAUGGUGGAGACUUACAAUAAGUUCAAAGAAGAACAAGAACUCAAACUUCAGGAAUGGCUUAGAGAGUCUGAAGAAGCUGAAGACAAUAAGGAGUGAGGAGGUUAUAGCUGCUUCAGCUUUGCGCCAAAAAGAGUGCAUCGGAACAUACCAUAUAUCCGACUGCAUGCAUUUCCAACUUAAAAACAGAACACGUUGUCUGUUCAUGAAGCAGAGCGUGUAAUUAUGGAGUGUAUAGAUGGCGAGAAAACACUGUAAUUUGUCAUAUUCUCUACGAUAUUGUUUUAUUGAUUUAUGAGGCAGAGAGAUCAUCAGUGUGUACUGUAAAACAGUCUGAGAAAAUAAAGCACGCAUCUUCUUCA